This is a messenger RNA of Malurus melanocephalus (red-backed fairy wren), 2754 nucleotides long. RefSeq names its product coiled-coil domain containing 158 (gene CCDC158). The transcript has 18 exons. Bases 268 to 2667 code for a protein of 799 amino acids. The record is from RefSeq and is a predicted model, not a curated record. Lineage: Eukaryota; Metazoa; Chordata; Aves; Passeriformes; Maluridae.
AGGGGCUGCAGUAAGGGGCAGGUGGCUCCCAGCAGGGUUUGAGUUGUCGGUCCGCAGCACAGAAAAACCAGAAGCGAAUGCGGGGUCCUGAGUGCCCCCUCCUUUCCCAGCCCCACAGUAAGGAGCAAAACCUCAGUGCAUUGUCCAAAAUCCCGGAGAAACAAAGCCCAGCAUUGCCUGCCAGAGGCAGGUGCUGGCCCCCUCUCAGGCYACUGAGUUAUGUGAGCAGCAGGAAAAGCAUUUAAGUCUGGCUGGCAGAGCAAACUGAUGGAAUUGGAGCUGGAAAGAGAUGCACCUCAGGAUACCAGAGAACAACCAAGAACUCCAAAUGCAGUGCAUCCACAUCAAGUCUGUCAUCUGGAAUCCACAGUUUGUCAGCUCCGUUCCGAGUUAGGAGAAGUGAAGAGGAUCUAUSAAAAGAAGGUCGAAGACCUUGAGAAACGGUUGCACCUGGCUCAUUCUGAGACAGCAGAAGCUCAGACAGAUCAGGUGCAACAUGGCCAGGAAUCUGGAAAUCCUAAUGACCAGCUUCAUCAAUUGUUGGCUGGACUCCAUAAAAAAGAGUUGGAACUAAGCCUAGGAAGAGAGCAGAACAAGCGAUUUUGGGAUCGGAACACAAACAACAGCAUCAGCAUGGUCCAGCUCAGGAGGCAGCUGGACAAGAGAAACAUGCAGCUGCAGAGCAUGGAAAAGGCACUGAAGGAAAUGAGGAUGGAGUGUCGCAGACAAAUGGAGGGCCAGAUGGCUGCACUUGAAGCAAAAAAUGAAAGCAUUGGGAGAAUCUCAUCUUUGACUGUCCAGCUGGAGAUGACUGAGGAAGCACUGCACAAAGUCAGGGAAGAUCUUGCAGCCAAACACAUGGAUUUGGAGGCUGCUGAGAAAACRGUGUCAGAUCUGCUGGCCUGUCUGCAGGAGAAGGAGAGAGCCCUCAGRGCUACCAGCCAGGAAAUCAGGGAGCUGCAUUCCCAGCUCAGCAGCAGGAUGCAGGAGCUCCAGCACGUGAAGAGCCAAGAGGGCUGCUUACACAAGGUGCGGUUGGAGUGUGAGACACUGAAACUGCAGGUGUUGGAAAAGGAAAGGAUCAUUGAGAUCUUCCAGAAGCAAAUUGAUAACAUGACCMACAUCGUGGGCCAGCACAGUCAGAUUGCUGGAGCAAAGGAACUUGAGAAAUCUCAGCUGGAAAAAGAAAUAAAUGACUGGAAACUCRAAGCAGAAGAGCUUAAGGUUGCGAAGGAUGAGAAAGAAGCCAGAAUAUGUGAAGUUGAGGCCAGGCUGAGCGAGCUGGAGCUGGAAAAGGUUCAACUGAYUCACACAUGCACCGAGAGGCUCCAGGCACUGAAUGAUGCAAAAUCAGAAAAAGARGAGCUCCUGCAUGAACUCCAGGCUGGCCGGAGGGAGCUGGCUGGCCUUGCAGAGGCGUUUGAAGAUUUGAAGAGGAAUUAUCAGUGUGAAAUCAAGGAGAUGGAAAAUACCGUGAACAGACUGAAAAUGCAGCUGAAAUCAGCCCAAGCUGAACUGAAASAGGCCAGGACUGCCCUAAAGACUAUGGAGGCAUCUGAUGGUAAUGCUCUGGAAGUUGCAGCGAGAAUGCAGAAGGAGAUCACAGCCAAAAGAGGACAGAUAGAUGCAUUAUGGAGCAGGAUUAAAUUCUUAGAAGAGGCAAUGGCAAAUGCAGCUAAGGAGAAGCAUUACCUCAGAGAAGAAAAUACUAAACUAAGUCAAAAAUUGAGCUGUAUUAGAGCAGAAAACAUCAGGAUUGGUGGGGACCUGGAGAUCCUGAGAACACAAGACAAACGCCUGAAAGAAAAACUAUCUAAGAUGGAGACAGCCCUUGAUAAGGCAUUGCUGCAGUUUGCCCAGUGCCAGUGCAUCAUCCAGCAGCAGCAGCAGGACGCCGUGCGCUUCAGGCUGCAGCACACCUUGGAUGUGAAGGAGCUGCAGGGCCCAGGCUACUCYUCAGCUUCUGCUUCAGGGAAACUGCAGCACUUUGUGCCUCUGUCCCACUUGUGCUCUUUCCGGCCACCUGCCCUGCACCUGCCCAGCUCUGCCCCUCAGAUGCCUUCCAAGCUGGACAUUUUGAAGGAGGAACCAUUGCAGGAUCUGAAGAGGAUUCUCCAAGAAUURACAAGCUCAGACAGUGACCUUCCCUCCGUGGAUCUUGGCAGUUAUGGUGGGAGAAAAUCCCCUUUAACAACCAUGAGGAAAACAGUGGAUCCCUCCUGCUCACAUGCUGCAGAUCUUCAGUCCCAAGAUGUUUCCCUGCUCAUUGCAUCCCUUGGAAAUGCAUCCCUCUGCUCAGCAGUGCCUCAUCUCACAUCCUCCACUGAGCAAAUCUCUCAGGAGAGCACAGACAGAGCAAGAUCUCCAGUGCACUUGCUUUUAACWACUCCCCCUGAACUUGCAGCUGGCCGUGGUUCCUCACCAGAGCACAGCCCAUCCAUGAGGAAGGCUGGCUUUCCAGAGGGAACAGCCACAGCCCCACAAAUAGCUUCUCAGCCCAUGCAAAGUAGCACUUCCACACCAAAGAGGCUACAGAACAAGAUGGAAAGCCUGCAAAACCUGGUGGAAUCAUUACAGAUGAAAAAACAAGCCACGUCACCAGUGAUCAGAACUCAGGAUGUGAAGRCAAAGAAAUCCAAGGAAAAGGAGAGAAAGCUGUACAAGUGAAGAUGCUGUAUGCAUCACUUCCAUGAAUUGGUUGCACUGAGCCCCYUAAAGAGAAAACCUAAUACCAGCCUAAUAAAUGGAGAGACU